AUGUCUCUGAAAUUCGAAAAACGAAAUCGACCACCUCUGUCCUGCGAACCAUGUCGCACACGGAAGUUGAAAUGCAACAGAUCUCUGCCCUGUGAUACAUGUAUCAAACGCAAUGUGGAAUCUAAUUGCACAUACGCUUCUAACGCCGUACGCGGUAAGACACGUACUUCAAGGGAACGUGCCUUGAGUGAUAGACUGAAGCGUCUCGAGGAUACAAUCCAAUCAUUUGUCGGGGGAGAGAAUGUGUCCUCAACAAACCCACAGCCACAACUAGAAGGGACACAUACAUUUAAUGAGAGUGGAAGCCUUCUUGGCCCCCAUGGAGUUUCUGUCACCGCGGCUGGGUUGGCUACUAGCAAUGAACCUCGCACCGGAGACCAACAUCCCCAAGAAAAGUCUCACGUUGAUUCCAGUCACUGGGCUUCUAUAUUGGAGGAUAUCAAGGAAGUCCGAGAAAGCUUGUCUACCGUUGAUCCCUUUUCGCUCAGCGAGCCAACAAACGACAGUGGAAGUGGACAAUCAGACGUGAGUCUUGCUCCUGGAGCCGAAGCACGAUUAAACAUCAAGGAUAUUCUUGCCUCGCUUCCAACGCGCCCUAUCUGUGAUAUGUUGGUCUCUCGAUAUUUCAAUGCUCCGUACAUGUAUGAAGAAUUCUGGAAAGCACCAUACAAAGCUCCCGUGCUUUGGAUCGCGCUUCUUUUUGGUGUCAUUAGUGUAUCAGUCCAUUUCUGCAUAAAAAUGAACGCAGACGGGGCUGUGAAUGGUACAAUUCCAUCGCCCGAGAUCCUUCAACAGAAGACAGCGCAAUGCCUUUUGCUAGGAAGAUAUAGAACAGCCAAUGCCUACGCACUAGAGGUAUUGAUCCUAUAUCUCCAGAGUGGCUUUUUGGGCGACAUGAAGACUACCUCCCGACAAUGGUUCGACAUGGGGAUCAUACUGAGGUUAGCAUUCCGCAUGGGCUAUCACCGUGACCCCAGCACUUUCCCCGGGACGACCACACCAUUUGAUAGCGAAAUGAGACGUCGAGUGUGGCUACAUAUCUUCCAGCUGGAUGCCCUCUUGAGUUUCCAGCUAGGCCUUCCAAGCAUGAUACCGGCCGACUGCUGUGACACACAUGUUCCCAGGAACUUAAACGACACCGAUCUCCAGGUUCGGAUGUCGACAUUACCUCCAUCUCGACCAUCCUCGGAAUACACCCCUUUUCUCUAUUUUAUUUCCAAGGCUAGCGUAAUGAGCAUCUUCAAAAAGAUCGUUGCACAUACAAUUUCCCUCGCAACCCCAUCUUACAGCAGGACCACUACUUUGGAUGCCGAGAUGCGAGGUGCUUACAGUCUGGUUCCUGACUUCCUAAAACGGAGAGACACGAACCAAUCCCUCAUGGAUUCAUCUGAGAUAAUCUUAAACCGAUGCAACAUCGAACUCCUAUACCUGAAAGGACUCGUCGUUCUACACCGACGGUAUAUCCGCUACGAACACCAAGAUGCCAAAUUCGAGACUUCACGACGUUUCUGUGUGGAAGCAGCUCUCGAAAUCCUCGCCCGCCAGGUAGACUUGCACCAAGCAUUCCAACCAGGUGGCCGUCUACACGAAGACCAGUGGAUGCUUUCCUCACUGACAAUUCACGAUUUCCUCCUAGCUGCAAUGGUCAUAUGUCUGGAUAUAUCUGUGCGUCUCGAAUCUCAUACGACAGCUUUUGUAGACGAGCGUGCAGACCACGGCUUUGUUUCGAGAGAAAUUUCCGCGCUGAAAACUUCCCAACGCAUUUGGGCUGCUAAUAGCCAUCGUUCGCCGGAAUCUCGCAUUGCGUCGCUGGCACUGGACUUGAUGGCCCAGAAGGUGGCGGAGCGUCAGGCUACUUUCUCGUGUGAUCAGGCUGCGUUUAUGGAAAUUCCUCGAGUGAGUCCGGAAUUGCCGUACAUGGAGCCAAUGUCGGAAAUGAUUGAUGGGUCUGAGACACUGGAUUGGCUCUUGUUAGACCAAUAUUUCCAGAACUCUGGUCUCGAGGUGCCUCAGUUAGACCCAGAAAAUGAUAUGGGUGGGUUAUUUACGGAUGUUCCUGGUGCAUUUGACCCAUUUGCGUAUAAUUAG
Molecule: messenger RNA, 2088 nt
Organism: Penicillium crustosum
Lineage: Eukaryota; Fungi; Ascomycota; Eurotiomycetes; Eurotiales; Aspergillaceae
Exons: 5
Coding region: 1-2088 (695 amino acids)
Biological process (GO): DNA-templated transcription; regulation of DNA-templated transcription
Cellular component (GO): nucleus
Molecular function (GO): DNA-binding transcription factor activity, RNA polymerase II-specific; zinc ion binding; DNA binding
Source: RefSeq, a predicted model, not a curated record